UUUCAAGCUUAAAAUACCAUCAUUCUCAAUGGCUUUACUAUUUCAACAGACAAUUAAUGAAACUUGAAUCAUAUAAUUUUGAAAGCAUUCUUCGUAAUUAUUCGAUUUUAUUUCAUAAAAUUCUUUUGUUUUUCGAUUUCUAUUUGUUUCAUUUGCUGCUCUUUUGUUUUUUAAUUAAAAAAACGAGUAUGAUUCGUGCUAAAAGAUUAAUAAGUUAUGUUAAAUUAAAUCAAAUGAGAAUUUAAAAAAAAUUUGUUAGCUUUACUACCCACUAGAAUGCAAAUUAGAUGUAAUUUGAAGUUAGCGCGCAUAAUAGUGGAGCGCGUCGAUUGUAUAUAUGUAUAUGCAUUAUCCGAUACAAAAUACAUUUAAACCAUUUUGCUAAAAUAAUUUAUUUUUAUUUCAUAAUAAUUGUCUACAAACAAAUAUCAAAAGAUUCUUUACGUUCCUUUUAUAAUUUCUUAUAAUCUUUGAAUAAAAAUAUGAAUCAUAAAAAUUAAAAAAAGAAAUUUAAAAAUAUCGUAUUCAUUUUAUAUUGCUUAUAUUGUUUUUAUAAAACGAUUGUAACAAAAUCAUUCAUUGCCAUUAUGUGAGAUUAAAAUAAUCUUCCAAAAAAAACUAUAAUAAAAUAUGCAUAAUUUAAAAUAAAAGUUGAAAAAAGAGGUAAUUAUUUUUUUUUUUAAAUGAUUUUGCAAUCCUUUUGCAAUGAUUUUAAUGAAUUACAGAUUACAUAAAUAUCUCAAGCCACGAGUUGGUAUAAUAUAUGUAUAACUUUUAGACAAUGCAGAUUCGAUUAAAGUUCAAGGUACAAAAAAGUUUUCCAAUUAGAAUGGAAUGUAUUCGAAUGAACCUUUCUUUUCUCGAGCCAACUACCCGGCUGAGACAAUCGACGAAUAGCAGCAAGGAAGAAAGUUGUCGAGUGUCCACAAGAUAUCUUUCCCAAUGAAUUCUUCAAUCGAGCUUUAACACGGAAGACUAUCUAUAACGUUUCUCAGCUGCUUAACUGUUUUUGACUCGACCUUCUGCCGCAGUCUCUUUCCUUCGAAAGUGCUUGAAACUUUUAACGAAGGAAAUAAUGCAAUUAAUAGUUAUAUCUCAAAUACGAAAAGUAAUUUUAAAUUAUUCCUACGAAAUAUUAAAAAAAUCGUAUUUCCUUAUAUCCUUGUAUUAAUAAAAUGUCGACUGACGAUACGAUAAAAAUAUAUAACAAUUCAGGCGGUUCGAUCAAUAGUAAAAAAUAUAGUUGAACCGAAAGACGCUCGAAUGGAACGCUGUUUCCAAGGGCGACGUGCCGGUAAUGGAUCAAACCGUAUCACGUGUUUUUGAAACUCGGCUUACCACCUCUCUUUUUCUCUCGAAUAUUUAGUUUCAUCAAAUGUAUGGCGUGUCAUGAUUAAUCUUACGAUAUUCCUUUUGCGCGCGUAUUUUAAUUAACACCAGACCCAUAGUUUUUCCACUAGAUGACGACAUCCAUAACUUUAAUUUGAGAGUUGAAAAGUGAGCAAGUGAGUGAGCGAGUGAGUGAGCGACCUGUUCAAUGUGUUCUGUUAAAAAGAGAGAAAAUAAUACAAUGAAAGAAGUUCAAAGAAAAAGAUAAUUGCGAUUUUUAUCUUACGUUUGAAACACUGUUUUAAAACAAGCAAGAUUGAUUUGCAUUUAAAUGAAAUGUAAGUUGUUUCAAAAUUAAUUAUAUUAAAGAAAAUAAUAUAUAAAAUACAUAUUAAUCUGUUUGAAUGAAUAGAAUAGAAAAUUAAAUGCGGACAAUGUAACGAUAUAAGAAUUAUCACAGUAUAUCAAUAUUCUAUAUUGUAUAAUUGUAACAUGCUCGAGGUAAUGUUUAACUCUAAUUCUUUUUCCUUGAAAAAGAAUUGAAAAUUAUCAAAGAUACAUGAUUCCAUUUAAAGAAAAAUAUUUGCGAAAAAAAAGAAACGAGAUAAUACAAGAUAAAAUUCAAUGUGCAAAGGUGAAAAGGAGGUGCAAAAAAACUAGGGAAAAAAUAAAAAAGACACAGAUAUAUGGCCACAAAUGAUUCUUCACGAUUCUCCCCGGCGGAACGGCCCGUAAUUUUAGCAGCGCUCGAGGAGUUCACAAAUGCGUUGGCCAUUCACCGCAGCACGCUGAGAAAGCCGACAAGAGAGAACGAUAUUCUUACCGACUGUCUGUCCCUUGAGAACGAUGACUUGAAAGCGAUAAAUCCGAAAAUUAUAGAAAUCGAUGAUGUCAGAGAGCGAGCCGCCUCGAAAAAAAUUUACGAAGAUAGUUUACGGAUGGAAAGAAUUAUGGAGGAAUUGAAGAUAGAGAUACGAGAACGGGGAACGUUCGAAUUAUUAACCGAAGAGAUCGAGAAGAUCGUGGCGCGCGAAAAGGAGGAAGAGCAUCUUUUCAAAGAGCGGGAAAAAUUGAAAAGGAUUACGGAAAAAUUGCAAAGAAUAAUCGAUGGGAGGAAGAUCGUUAAUGAGCAGGAAAAAAUACGAAUAUUGAAUGAGCUCUCGAAGGAACAAGAUAACGUGGAAAAAUUAAAAUUAAUCUCGAACGUGAAGUUGGAUUAUGUCACGGAAUGGGAGAAAGCAAGAUACGAGCAGAAUUUAUUGCGUUGCGACAUGGAAAUAGAGAAAUUGGAGAAGAUGUUAAAAGAUCGGCGCGUACGUGAAAAAAAUGAACGGCGAGUACACGCCGAGUUGACGAAAUUUCUGACCCAGGAAACAGCAUUGCUAGAGAAAAAAGGCAAGGAAUGGAAAGAGCGAUAUAUUCAAGAAAAAAAGAUGUACGAAAGGGAAAUCCAACAGCUACGUAUCGAAAUAAAAAUAAUUCAAAAAGAGAUGGAUAAACUUAAAGAAGAGUAUCAAUGUAAUCAAAAGUUCAUAAACACGUAUCUGGCGGAAAAGGAAGCAUUGAAAAAGGAGAAAGAGCGAUGGAAGCACAUGCAAAAAAGUGCAAUCAAGAUUCAAGCUUGGUGGCGAGGCGUUAUGGUGCGCCGGAAGUUGGGACCAUAUCGACUUACGGAAAAAAAGAAAAAACGACCAGCUAAAACAAAGAAGUAACCCUCUUUCCGUUUCACUUAUCCCUUAAUGCCUGUACAGAUAUGAUCUUCAUCCUUCUUAGAACAAUUGUGCGGAAAAUAAUAUUUUUUUUAUCUAAUAAAGUCUAAUUUUGUUUUGUAUAUGUUUUAUCUUUUGUCGUAUUCAUUUUAAGUGGAUACAUUUAAAAAAAAAAUGUCUAAAAAAUGAAUUCUUAUUAGAUAAAAAUUUAAAAAAAUAUAAAUUUAUACAAAUAAUUAUAAUUUAAUUGAUUAUAAAAAUAAAAGAUAGAGAAACAUGUA
Molecule: messenger RNA, 3319 nt
Organism: Apis cerana (Asiatic honeybee)
Lineage: Eukaryota; Metazoa; Arthropoda; Insecta; Hymenoptera; Apidae
Product: dynein regulatory complex protein 9
Biological process (GO): cilium organization
Cellular component (GO): cytoplasm; motile cilium
Molecular function (GO): protein binding
Source: RefSeq, a predicted model, not a curated record